AUGUUUCGGGCAACUAAAACCUGCAGCGGAAGUCAAAUCUUAAAAAAAAAUCAAAAGAUCUUGUCGAGACAUCAUUCCCGAGCACUCACACGUUCUUCAUCAUCCUUUCAAAAAAGAAUCCAUCCACAACACUACUGGGGUGCUAGCACGACUCAAUUUAAUCUUUCCUUUGGCCGAUCAAUUGACCACCAUUGCUACUCCGAUUUAGUAACAAGCCUUUCAUCAAGACAAUCCCAACAACAACAACAACGAAAUAUUUCAACCUUUGUAUUUAAAGAAGAAGACGACGAAGAAAUGUCAGAACUUUACAAGAGAAAUGAUUUGGUAUUUAAUUUAACUGCCGAGCAAAUUGAGAAGGAAACAACAGCCUUGAUCGAGAAAUCAAAGGCUGUCCAUGAUGCAGUUGCCAAUCUUCCAGAAUCGGAACGAACCUUUGAAAGCGUCAUUUUGCCCAUUGCCUAUGACGAGGCUUACUGCUCCAUUCAGGAGAAUAACCUUACCUUCCCAAGUUAUGUAAGUCCAAACAAGGAAGUCAGAGAUGCUGGAUCCAAUGCUGAAGAAAGACUCUCUGAAUUCACCAUUGAAGUUUUGAUGCGUGAAGAUGUUUACAGAGCUGUAAAAUAUGUUCAUGAAAAGAUGCAAAAGGAAUUGGACAAGUACGACGAAGAGGAUAAGAGAUUGGUGAAAAGAAUUUUGAGAGAUUAUGAACGCAACGGUUUGGGUCUUCCUGAAGAAAAGAGAUCCAAAGUGAAGGAACUCAAGAAUACCCUUUCGAAACUUUGUAUUCAAUUCACAAAGAAUAUUGCUGAAGAUAAGACAGUUCUCACAUUCACAAAGGAAGAAUUGAGUGGAGUACCAGAAGAUGUCAUCAACAACUACAAGACCUCUGAAGAGGAUCCAAAUAAGAGAGUUGUCACACUCAAAUAUCCUGAUGCCAUGCCAAUCAUGAAAUACUGUAAAGUUGAGGAAACUAGACGUAAGCUCGAAAUUGCAAGAGCUUCUCAAUGUCAGGAAAUUAACGUACCACUUUUCGAGCAAGCUGUUAAAAUCAGACAACAAAUUGCAGAGCUCAUGGGAUACAAGACUCACGCAGAUUAUGUUUUAGAGGUAAACAUGGCCACUCCAGACGAGGUUCUCACAUUCCUUAACAAUCUUAAGGAAAAACUCAUCCCUGGAGGAAAACAAGAAUUGCAAACUUUGAAAGAGAUGAAAGGUUCAGAAGUCUAUUCAUGGGACUAUCUCUACUUGUUGACCAAGUUGAAGGAAGAGAAAUACAAUGUUGAUGACAACUUGAUCAAGGAAUAUUUCCCUCUUGAUGUGACAUUGAAUGGAUUAUUGUCCAUCGCGCAAGAAACAUUCUCUCUUCGUUUCGAAGAGGUCAAAGACACACCUGUGUGGUAUGAAGAUGUGAAACUGUAUGCUGUUUUCGAUAAGGAAACCGAUGCUUUCUUGGGACAAUGGUACAUUGAUAGCUUCCCACGUGAAGGAAAGUAUUCUCACUUUGCUGCCUUUCCAUUGAGUCCUCACUUUUAUGAUGAACACAAGAAGGAACACUAUCCUGUUUCUGCAAUGGUGUGCAAUUUCACCAAGCCAUCUGCUGAGACUGGUGUCUCGUUGUUAAAACACGAUGAGGUGAUUACCUUACUUCACGAAUUUGGACACUUGUGUCACGGAUUCUUAUCGAGAACAAAAUAUGCACGAUUCAGUGGUACCCGUGUAGAGAGAGACUUUGUUGAAAUGCCUUCUCAAUUCUGGGAGAACUUUGGAUGGGAAAAGGAGGGUUUAAAGAAACUCAGCUCUCACUACAAGACAAAGGAGCCAUUACCUGAUGAUUUGAUUGAAAAGAUGAUUGCAGCCAAGAAUGUCGGUGUUGCCUUGUUCAAUCUUCGCCAAUUGUUCUUUGGUAUCUUUGAUAUGACUUGUCACACUCUCUCCACUUCAGAAGAAGCUGAAAAAUUGAACAGUGGUGAACUCUGGAGAAAAUUAAGACGUGAAGUGACCUUAUUGGAUGCUCCUGAAGGUACCAAUGGAGCUGGUAGCUUUGGACACUUGAUGGGAGGUUAUGACUCUGGAUAUUAUGGUUAUUUGUAUAGUGAAGUCUUCUCAACGGAUAUGUUCAGUGUGUUCAAAAAGACUGGAAUCUUCAAUCCUGAAACUGGAAAGAAAUUGAGACGAGUUGUUUUGGAGAGAGGAGGAUCCAAAGAUGGUGGAGACAUGUUGAGAGAAUUUUUGGGACGAGAACCUUCACAAGACGCCUUCUUGGAAGAUAUUGGUUUGUUGAAACGUUAG
Naegleria fowleri is the source of this 2289-nucleotide messenger RNA. RefSeq lists its product as uncharacterized. Bases 1 to 2289 code for a protein of 762 amino acids. Gene Ontology annotation, molecular function: metalloendopeptidase activity. NCBI's taxonomy places the organism in Eukaryota, Heterolobosea, Eutetramitea, Acrasida, Naegleriidae. The transcript has 2 exons. Gene Ontology annotation, biological process: proteolysis; peptide metabolic process. The record is from RefSeq and is a predicted model, not a curated record.